AUGCCUCGAGAGGACUUGCGGCUCCUGGUGAUGCAAGAACGGAACCUGAGGAGCUUAAUGGACAGCAUGCAAGAGUUUUUGAACGAAUACCAAGCGGAACGAGAUUACAUAUCUUUGAAGUAUCGGAUGCAGAAACUGGAUGAGGUGUACGACAAGUUGAUUCGAGUGCGAGAAAACAUUGAGGUGAUCACCGACGAUGUGGAAAUGGAUGUUGGAUUGGAAGGCGACGAUGAGCAGUCAGCUCUCGAACGUGCAAUGCGAAUCAGCGAGCGCGAAGAGGUCAAUAUGCGCAUUAUCAAGGAUUUUGAGAACCGUUUUUUCGAAAUAAAGCAUAGUUUGGGAGUGCUUGAAGCAGCCGAAAGUCGUUCCUGUACCAGUGUUCAAACUGUCAAACCAUCAACAGCGGUUGAUUCAAUGCCAAGAAUUAAGCUCCCCGAAUUGAAGCUACCGACAUUUAGCGGAAAGUUGCAGGACUGGAUCACUUUUCGUGAUACAUUCACCAGCAUGAUCCACAACAAUGCGCAUCUAUCCGAUAUUGACAAGUUUACCUAUCUGCGAACGUCGUUGACAGAUGAUGCAUUAAUCGAAAUAGGAUCCGUCGAAUUGACAUCGGCUAACUACACCAUAGCCUGGCGAACACUCGAAACCACUUUCGAAAACAGGAAGCUGCUUGUGAAGUCAUAUCUCGACGUUUUGUUCGCUGUCAGUCCUAUGGGUGAAGAAUCUUAUUAUCAGCUUAAUAGAGUGGUAAAGGAUUUUGAGACAACGUUAAUGAUGCUUCAAAAGGUCGGUGUUGAAACUGAUGGGAUGUCAACCAUUCUUCAGCAUAUGGUGUGUCAACGUCUGGAUGCUGCUACUCUACAACGCUGGGAAUCUUACCACAACUCUAAGAAGGUUCCAUCGUAUAGGCAAUUGAUGGAAUUUUUGAAGUCAAGAUGUCUGGUACUUCAUAACAUCUCGCUAGUUCACUCUGUUCAAGGGGAAGUGAAGAGGCAGUCUCGUUUUCCAGCAGUAGGUCAUCCCGGUAUACAACAGAAGAACCAGACAGAUCUAACGCACAUCCCCAACCCGAGCAUGAAUAACCUCCCAUCCUCAAGUACCACAGAUAAUCCUUCUACUAGCCACAGUUCUGUAUUGUCCGCAAAUCCUACCACUCUUCCGAACACUGUCCUGCUAUCUACAGCAGUUUUAACAAUUGGGGAUGAAUACGGGAAUAUCAUUCCAGCUCGAGCUUUAUUGGACUCAGGGUCACAGCUAUGUUUCAUGACUGAAAGGAUCGCUCAGUCUUUGAAAUUUCAUCGAUAUCGAGAGUAUCUUCCUGUCAAAGGCAUUGGGCAAUCGAAAACUUGUUCCACCCAGUCUGUUUUCGCUUCGAUUGGUUCACGGUGUUCUGAUUACCGCUCUUCUUUGAAAUUCCACGUUCUCCCGAAAGUUACGGCUGAUCUUCCAGUGAAAAGGAUCGACAUCGGUAGUUGGCAGAUACCUCCAGGAAUAACCAUGGCAGAUCCCGAGUUCCAGAAUCCUGGUGGUAUUGAUCUCAUUCUUGGAGCAGAAGUCUUUUAUGAUCUGCUGUUGGACGGGCAGCACAAGUUAGAUAGCAUUGGGCCUAUACUGCAGAAUACUCAACUUGGUUGGGUUGUUUCCGGCAAUGUUUCCGAAAAAUCCAGAGUUCAAGCCACUGUUUCAGCUUCUUGUACCGAAGAACGGGUUAAUGAAUUACUAACUCGUUUUUGGGAGUUAGAAGCUUGCCACAAUUCUAGUACGCUUUCACUGGAAGAAUCGGAGUGUGAGAAGAUUUUUGAAGAUACUACUACGAGAGACUCAUCUGGAAGGUUCGUUGUUAAGCUCCCUAGGAAGGACUUCCUAAUCCGUCUGCUGGGGGAAUCUAGAAGUCAAGCCGAACGUCGUUUUUGGUCUUUGGAGUGCCGUUUAAAAUCAAACCCUGAGUUGAAAGAGGAGUACAGCUCAUUCAUUCACGAGUAUCUGGAGCUUAAUCAUAUGCGUGAAGUUAUUGCUGAAGAGGAAGGAGAUAUAUCAAAACCGCCGCCAUAUUACAUGCCACAUCAUCACGUAUUGCGUCCUGAAAGUUCUACUACUAAACUACGCGUAGUUUUUGACGCGUCCGCUACAACGACGUCUGGAAUUUCGUUGAAUCAAGCACUGAUGGUCGGACCUGUACUCCAGGAAGAUUUAGUGUCCAUAGUUCUUCGCUUCAGAUUGCACAGAAUCGCUAUAGUUGCAGACGUAGCGAAAAUGUAUAGGAUGAUUAAUGUAGUCCCCGAAGAUCGUCGUCUACAGAGAAUUGUUUGGAGAGAUUCACCAGAUGAGCCUUUAAGGACAUUUGAACUAACUACCGUUACGUACGGCACCGCGUCUGCCCCCUACCUAGCCACGAAAUGCCUACAACAACUUGCGGAAUGCGGGAAGAAGAAGUACCCCAUUGCGGCCAAGACUCUGAGUGAAGAUUUUUAUAUGGACGAUUGUUUAACGGGUGCAGAUACUAAGGAGGAAGGUAUCAAAAAAUGCUGUGAACUGAAUGCUCUAUUGUCGUCUGCGAAAAUGCUUUUAAGAAAAUACAACUCGAACAACGUAGAAGUUCUUUCGGUUCUACCUGGCGAGCUCCGAGACGAUAGGAUUUCCCUAGAGCUUGAUGCAUCGCAGACUAAAAUUAAGACACUGGGCCUCAUUUGGGAUACACAAUCGGAUUGCUUCCAUUUCUCUGUGCCUCAGUGGAAUUCUUCUACAGAAAUAAACAAGCGUAUCAUUCUCUCCGACUUUGCUCGUUUGUUCGAUCCCCUAGGAUUGGUCGGUCCUGUUAUGGUUCAGGCCAAGAUAUUUCUCCAGGAGCUCUGGAAGCAGAACUGUUCCUGGACGGAAACGCUUUCCAAUCCUUUCCAGCAAUGGUGGCUGGAAUAUCGGAGCAACUUGGCUGGACUAUCCAAUUUACAAGUUCCACGAUGGGUCGCCUUUGGUUCGGAUGUUAGCUCCGUUGAGCUUCAUGGCUUCUGCGACGCUUCCACUAAGGCCUACGGGGCCUGUAUCUACCUGCGUUGUACGCGUUCCAACGGAAUAAUUUCGGUAAAUCUUCUGAUCUCCAAGUCUCGAGUAGCACCUCUGGAUGAUGUCAAGCGUGACAGGCAGUUUAAGAAUUUCUGCGAAAUGUUUCUUUUGGACGGAUUCCACCAUUGUGAAGUGCUGGCUCUCUUCGCCACCGUCACGGUGGCAAAUGUUUGUUGCUAA
Uranotaenia lowii is the source of this 3240-nucleotide messenger RNA. RefSeq lists its product as uncharacterized. The record is from RefSeq and is a predicted model, not a curated record. The transcript has 3 exons. Lineage: Eukaryota; Metazoa; Arthropoda; Insecta; Diptera; Culicidae. Bases 1 to 3240 code for a protein of 1079 amino acids.